AUGUCUUCUUCUAUCCCCUCAACUCAGCAAGCUGUAGUCCUCCCUGCGAAACGCAAACCCUUCACAUCCCAAACCGUCCCAGUUCAUCUUCCAUCACCAGGAGAAGUCCUCGUCCGUGUCGCCUGGACUUCUUCAACGCCCCUCGAUCUUCACCGUGCUGAUGGCGGUCUUCUCAUCCCAGAGUACCCAUCUCAAAUGGGAAGCGGUGGCGCUGCUGGAAAAGUCGUCGCUGUUGGAGAUGGUGGUGAUCUCAAGGGCUUGAGUAUCGGCGAUCGGGUCGUAGCUUUUGCUUUUCAUGGUGGAAAGGAGGCGAACCACCAGGAGUACAUCACUAUUCCUGCGUAUCUCGCCUCAAAAAUACCAGACAACAUCUCAUAUCAAGACGCUGUGACAGUCUCGGUAAAUUUAGUCACCGUAUUCCACACUCUUACUGCAGAUUUGGAAUUGGAGCUUCCUUGGCCUGUGCCUGAGAACUACACUCCUGAGCAAGCCGAUAGCCCGAUUCUCAUCUGGGGUGCUUCCAGCAGCGUGGGCAUGUAUGCUCUCCAGGUCUUCAAACACUGGGGCUUUAAGAAUCUCCUCGCUGUUGCUAGCCAAAAGCAGCACGAUUAUCUUCGAAGCAUCGGCGCGACUCGGACUUUUGACUAUCGCAGGGACGAUGUUGUCGAUCAGAUCCUCAAGUCCAUCGAGAACAAGCCAGGGCCUAAGCUGCCCUAUAUCAUUGACUGUAUCGGUUCACUCGAGGGCACCCUGAGGCCCUUGACAAGGAUUGCUCAACCCGAAAGCAUUGUGGCAGUUAUGCUUCCUGUUAUCCUCAAAGAUGCCACUGUGGAUGAGGAGCCAGAAUACGAGAUGGAUGUCGGCAAGGUCUUAAUUGGAGAAUGGGCUGAUGGCGUUGAAGUUCGAGGUGUUCGUACUCAUUUUUAUCUUUCUAACGAGUACUUCAAGCAAAAUCUGCAACCAGAGAUCGUACCCAAACUCCUCAAGGACGGCGUCAUUACACCUAACAGAUAUCGUGUUGUGGAAGGAUCGUCAGCUGUUGAGAGGGCCCAAAAAGCAGUUGAUAUCUUGAGAAACAGAGAGGUCAGUGGUGAAAGGCUCAUCUGGAGAAUCACCGAGGAAUAUGUAUAA
Molecule: messenger RNA, 1131 nt
Organism: Fusarium venenatum
Lineage: Eukaryota; Fungi; Ascomycota; Sordariomycetes; Hypocreales; Nectriaceae
Product: chaperonin 10-like protein
Molecular function (GO): oxidoreductase activity, acting on NAD(P)H
Source: RefSeq, a predicted model, not a curated record